Messenger RNA from Anguilla rostrata (American eel), 5132 nucleotides. It is a transcript of the gene sema3g, whose product is annotated as sema domain, immunoglobulin domain (Ig), short basic domain, secreted, (semaphorin) 3bl. Gene Ontology annotation, biological process: axon guidance; negative chemotaxis; semaphorin-plexin signaling pathway. Gene Ontology annotation, cellular component: plasma membrane. The coding region runs from base 264 to 2618 and encodes 784 amino acids. NCBI's taxonomy places the organism in Eukaryota, Metazoa, Chordata, Actinopteri, Anguilliformes, Anguillidae. The transcript is spliced from 16 exons. Gene Ontology annotation, molecular function: chemorepellent activity; semaphorin receptor binding. The record is from RefSeq and is a predicted model, not a curated record.
UCUGAAGCUCUGACUAAAAACGGACUUCGGUAUCAGGGACUGAAAAUCUACUGGGUAGGGGUAGGGAUCGCUUAGUGUGGGAAAUAAAAUCACGCUGUCAAGGCCGUCGGAGAACAGAAAACUGGUCCUGGGUCUAGUCAACGACAGGGACAUUGAAAACCGGUCAUACUAUAAAGCUUUUCUCUUUAUUGCAGGGGGAAAUCUGAGUCCGCUCAUAUUAUAACUUUGAUAUUAGUUAAACGGAAGAUCCGAAUUUGGAGAGGAUGAAAGAAUUAUCACCUAUCUCCAAGAAUAUGAUUCUGUUUGCUCUACUUGCGAUGACUGCCUCUGCGUCCAAGAUGAAUGUACCGCGACUACGGCUGUCUUACAAAGAUCUCCUGGCCACGAACAGGUCCUCUAUCUUCAGUGGUCACCACGGGCUCCUCAGCUUGACCAGCGUUUUCUUGGAUGAGUACCACGACAGGCUGUUUCUGGGAGGCAAAGAUGUGCUGUACUCUCUGCGCCUGGACCACACCCACUCAGACUCCAAAGAGAUCUAUUGGCCUCCAUUGCCUGGGAAUAGGGAGGAGUGUGUGCUCAAGGGCAAGGAUCCCCAGAGCGAGUGUGCCAACUUUGUGCGCUUGCUGCAGCCCUACAACCGUACCCACCUGCUGGCCUGCGGCACUGGCGCUUUCCAGCCCAUGUGUGCCUUCAUCAACGUGGGCCACCGAGGGGAGCACGUAUUCUCAAUGGACCCAACCAACGUGGAGAAUGGCCGGGGCAAAUGCCCUCAUGACCCCAGCCAACCCUUUGCCAGCACCUUCAUUGGUGGAGAGCUCUACACCGGUCUCACGGCUGACUUCCUGGGCCGUGAUGCUGUGGUCUUCCGCAGCCUGGGCAGCCGCUCCACCAUGAGGACUGAAACUGAUCAGCGCCUGCUGCAUGACCCUAAGUUUGUGGCAGCCCACCUCAUCCCUGACAAUGAUGACCAUGACAAUGACAAAGUGUACUUCUUCUUCACGGAGAAGGCCAUGGAAGCAGGGGACGGCAAGGGGGCCAUUCACAGCAGAGUAGGCCGUGUGUGUGCGAAUGAUGCGGGUGGGCAGCGGGUGCUGGUGAACAAGUGGAGCACCUUCAUCAAGACUAGGCUGGUGUGUUCUGUACCAGGACCCCAUGGCAUCGACACACACUUCGAUGAGCUGGAGGAUGUGUUCCUAUUGAGGACCAAGGAUGAGAAGAACCCAGACGUGUAUGCCAUUUUCAGCACUAUCAGCAACGUGUUCCAGGGGUUCGCGGUGUGUGUGUAUCGCAUGGCAGACAUCCGCGAGGCCUUCAACGGGCCCUUUGCUCACAAGGAGGGGCCCGACUACCAGUGGGGUGCCUACGAGGGCCGGGUCCCCUACCCGAGGCCUGGGGUGUGUCCCAGUAAGAUCAUCAACCAGCCCGGCCGGCAGUUUGCCAGCACCAAGGACUUCCCGGACUCGGUGCUGCAGUUCGCCCGCAGCCACCCCCUCAUGUGGCGCCAGGUGUACCCUGCGAUGCGCCAGCCCGUGCUGGUCAAGACCAACGUGCACUACCGGCUGCGGCAGAUCGUGGUGGACCGCGUGCAGGCCGAGGACGGCCAGUACGACGUCAUGUUCAUCGGCACCGACGUCGGCACGGUGCUGAAGGUCAUCGCCUUGCGCAGCGGGAACUCCCUGGACACGGAGGAGGUCACCCUGGAGGAGCUGCAGAUUUUCAAGGUGCCAACACCCAUCACGUCUAUGGAUAUAUCAGUAAAGCGGCAAGCGCUGUACGUGGGCUCGCCGCUGGGCGUGGCCCAGGUCAGGCUGCAUCGCUGCGAGACGUACGGCAAGGCCUGCGCCGAAUGCUGCCUGGCUCGCGACCCCUACUGCGCCUGGGACGGGACGUCCUGCACCCGCUACGCCCCCCACAGCAAGCGCCGCUUCCGUCGCCAGGACAUUCUCCACGGCAACCCCGCCCUGCAGUGCGUUGACCAGAACCUCAGUGUAGAGGAGCUGGACAUGAGCGAGGACAGGGUGGUGUACGGCACAGAGAACAACAGCACCUUCCUGGAGUGUAUCCCACGCUCCCCCCAGGCCACCGUCACCUGGCUGGUACAGAGGGAUGACCGCAAGGAGGAGGUGAAGACGGACGAGCGGGUGAUGCGCACGGAGCAGGGCCUCCUGUUCCGCAGGCUGUUCCGGCAGGACGAGGGCCUGUACGUCUGCCGGUCGCGGGAGCACGGCUUCUCCCAGACGCUCGCGCGCGUGUCCCUGGAGGUCCUGCGGGGGGAGACGCUGAGCGAGCUGCUGGCCCGCGAGGAGGCGGGGUCAGAGUUCACGGGCAAGGACAGGGGAGGAUACAAGGCAGGGGCCCCCUGCCACGCCCACAGGGGCCCCAGCAUCCCCAGCCACAGCCGGUCCUGGUUCAAGGACAUCAUGCAGCUGAUCGGGCCGUCCAACCUGCCGCACGUGGAGGAGUACUGCGAGCGGGUGUGGUGCAGCGACAAGCUCCGCCGCAAGCACAAAGCCAUGAUGGACAAGUACCGGCUGGCCCAGGAGAGCGCGCGCAAGGCCCGGAGCAAGGUGUCCGGCGAGCGGAACCGGACCCCGCGGGACACCCGUGCGCGCGAGUGACCGCGCGGAGAGGACGGGGGGGCGGAGGGGCGGAGAAAGACUGAGCUGGCUCGCAAUGUAAGAAGGCAGAGGUGAGAUGCUGGAGAGCGGAUGGGGUCGGGGAGUACUGCAGAGCUGGGUGCGUAUCUGACCCUGUGUCUGAGUCUCCAGGGCUACUCACUCACUUUGGCUCCAUCAAGUGACGCAGUUCCAUUCUUCCGCAGCAAACCCAACUCCCAGCAGCCUCCUUUGACCCUGCCUGCCAGGACCUGUGCCCUCUGUCCUUCUCCGUACUGCAUGACUUGUAUGAUGCUGUAAAUAGGGGCUGGGUGGCAGUGCCCCUCGUGUACCCAGAACCACACCCACCCAGCCAAGCCCAGCCCAGCAGACCCCUCCCUCCCCACCCCAGCUCCCCUUGUUUCCCACAGCUGCCUCACAGUGUUGACAGCCCCCCCCGCCCCCCAUAGGCCUGUGUUUGUCACCCUGUACCCUUUUCACCGUCGCGUCUUACACAGCAAAGUCUUUCACCACACCAGCCCACCCCCACGCCCCCCCCCCCCUCCACCCCCCCGCAGUGCCCCACCCUCCUAAUCCUGUGGGGUAUAAAAAAGACAAACAAAAGAAGGUCGCUUCACUUAAAGAAACUGAUUCAAGCUGCUCUUGAGACUGCAUCACAGAUGAACUGAAUGUGGAACUGAGUUAAUUAACAGGAGUUGUGCGGCAAAAUUAAUAGAAAAUGCUGUUUUUUUUUAAAUAAUUGGAAUUCCAGCUCCCACAAUUCCUUUGUCCGCUGUAACACGCCUGAAAAAUAAUAAAAAGGGGGGUCAUUAGUGUUGGAGGAAUGUUCCAGUUUGCUUUGUAAACACUACUUCAUUAUUUAAAUGGCAGAUUACUGUGAUGUUUUCUUUACUGUUUAACUAUAUUCCUUUUAGUGACAAACUACAAAGCCCUCCCGGUGGGGAAGGGUAGAGUUGUAGAGGACAGGUCCAGUUUCUCAUUCACUCGUUCCCUCACUCUUUCCUGCCCAUAAAGACAUAGAGCACAUGGAGGAAGAGGAGCCUUGGGGAACAUGGCCACUCGUGCCAGAACAAACACCACACCAAACCGCUCCCACUUUAAAAAUAAAAAGAAUGCUCCCAGUUCUCCAGAAUACGAUCGUCAUGACAAUUUCCAAAUGCACUAUGACAUACUUCCCCCCACAUAUGUGCAAUGAUACUGCAUUAAAACCAUACACAGUCCUCACUCCACGUGUGGAGAGGAGGCCCAAGUUACUUAUAUUGACAACUUACAAGAUAAGCAGUGCAAAUAUUGCCAUUGGUCCAAUCGGUGUGUAAUGGUACGGCGAUUCAGUAUGGCCUCUAAAUGAUGAGAGUGUUUUAUAAUACACACACAUUUUAUAGUGCUUCUAGUGUGAACGGACAAGCAGAGGAUAACCCAUCUAACAUGCAGAUUCUGCAUCUGCAAAUGUUUCUAGAGUUUGGUCAGUUUAAUUUCAAUCCAGUCAGUUCAGGAGCAUAAUUCCUUUUGAAAAAACCUCACAGAACACUGGGAAUUUUUCAAUUCACAAACUGGAUUUUGUUUAAAUGGAAUUGACCACAGUUCUGUCCAAGACAGAGAAAGCUAUUGUACGUGGCCUUGACUACUCAUUAUUUGCUGCCAGGAUAUUUGAAUGCAAAGCAUGUGGUGUAAACCCUGUUCUGACAAGGGCUGAAAAAGCCUCAGCCUUCCUGUCUGUAAGUUAGAUUUUCUUACUUUGUAAAAUAACUGUAAAUGUCAUGAGGGAAUUGAACGGAAUUCAUUUCCUUGCAUGUGAGGUUCUGCCAUAGGACUGUCAUCAGAAUUUUUAACGAUAGUGUGCUAACAUCAUUUAUGAGUCUGCACCAUGUGCUGUGUGUACUGUGUCUGUGUUUAUUUUGUAUUAUUUUUGUGUUUUUGCUGUUUUCUGUUGAGUAGAAUCUGGGUGUUAGUUAGCGGAUAUGAGUCUGUGUGUAACAUGUUAAGGCAACACUUAUGAAGCAAUGAGUAUAAUUUAAUGUGUAAUGUAUUUGUGUUUUAUUUAAGGACCUGUUUUUGUGCAUGCCAUGUCAGUUUGUGUUUUUCUUUUUGCUGUUGUUUUUUUUUAAAGAAAACAAGCAAUUAAAAUAUAAAAGGUUAUUUUUUUUCUGUUAACGCAGCUCAGAACUUUAGUCUUUUUUGGCAUGCGUGCCGUGCCUUUGAAGCUGCAGAACCCCACUGCGUCUUAGCGAGAGCACUGUGUAAAAACCCCUGCCAAGGCACUGGGAGCAUUGGCCCGCGCUGCGGAACAGGGCUGGUGCUGACACGGAGAGAGGCUUGCUGAUCGGGAGCAGGGAUUCUGAGCUCGCGAGACGCCUUUCAUCCUCACAGAGGAUCGAUCCCGCGUUCCCACGCCCGCCCAGCGCCUUCUCCGUGCCCUUGUCAGCGUCGCCCCGUCUCUCUGCGCUCUCAGCUGCCUAAUGGAGCUUUUCAAACCUCGGCAAACAAUAUCCCAUUCCUGAAAUAAACUGACGAAUAAAA